This is a messenger RNA of Mizuhopecten yessoensis (Yesso scallop), 1732 nucleotides long. RefSeq lists its product as uncharacterized. Lineage: Eukaryota; Metazoa; Mollusca; Bivalvia; Pectinida; Pectinidae. The transcript is spliced from 3 exons. The coding region runs from base 87 to 1358 and encodes 423 amino acids. The record is from RefSeq and is a predicted model, not a curated record.
CGAAACCGAGGCUUAUUUACUAGCCCGAAAGCAGUUUUUCCCGGGAAUCUGGCUCAGUGUGCUAGGUUCUGGCCCCACCACUCGAAAUGGCCGCAAACCAGCUUCAGUCACUAUUUAAGGACUUCAGAGGAUCCGAAGAGGAAGUAAAAGUCAAACGUGUUUUGAAAAUUAUUACCACUGAAACUGUUUCUCCCAUGCCUGCAUUCGUCAACUUAGUUAUACAAAAUAGUAAUGCUUCAGAUGGAACAUCUUUCAGCGAUGCAUAUGUCUCUCUUCGACUAAGCUAUGAAAGCCUAGAGGCAUUUGAGACAGAUUACAGAAGUGGAUAUCCAAAGAGUGGACUGGUAUACAUGAAAGACAUUUUAAACAUAUCUAUUCUUGAAGAAUUUCUGGCACAUGGAGUUGACGCUAUCGAAAAAUGUUCUCGGCCUGACGUUUGUUGGCAAGCAUUCUUGACGUUAUUGGAGUUUCUGCGUGAGAAAAGAAAACAUGAAGAGUCAAUUAAGAAACUUGUAACCACAGCCACUCAUUCAACAAAUGGAAAUAAAGAGACACAAAUAAUGGCUGGAUUGGCACAUCACCUAUUUUCCCAAUUGGUACCAGGCAAGAAGUAUGAGGUUGAUAAAUAUGCAAAGCAACUUCCAAAAGAGUGCGUCUGUGGCUGUAAGGCCAAGAUAUGUGAAGGAGACACUUCAGUAGGAUCACAAAGAACAUGGCAUGGCAGAGUAGAUGUCAUCUUGAACCAUACGAUUGCUGUGGCAUUUGGGAAGGGACAAACUGAUGAUGCUGAAGAGGAUGAAGAUGAUGAUACAGAUGAAAGUGAACCACAUAGAAAACAGAGAAAGGUAGAAACCCAAUUGAAAAACGGUGAUAUUUGUGAAGAAGUGAAAGUCACCAAGAAACAUGAAGGUGAACUCCUGGAUCUAAAGGUCUUGCAGCAAAUCUUUGCUGAAGCUAUAACAAAUGGAUUUGCUCAAGUUAACCGAAAUAGGAAUACACUAUCACAUUUCCUGAUUCCAACUUUUGGAACCACAUCUGAUCAUGUUUCUAUCUGUCUGUAUGAUCCUGAAAGUGACUGCUUACUACACAUUAGGGAACAGCUCAUGUUAUGGUGUUCAGAUGAGAUGCCAGACCGACUAAAUCUUUCUACCAUAAUUGUUAUUUGGCUUUUCUUGAACUUCACUAUCUUUACCCAGAAAAAACUGGCUGCUGUAGUAGAUCUUGACAAGUCAGGAUUACAUGAGAAUUUAAAGCAGCACCUGGACUAUUACAGAAAGGCAGAAACAAAGACAAAUUUUGUUUCUACAACACCUGUUGGACCGCCAUGGAAACAUGUGUACCUACAACCCAAAAGUUGAAAGAACCAAGCAUGAUCCCAGAGUACUAAAUACAAUGAAAUGGUGACUAUAUUGUUUAAUAUAUAAAACUAUAUAGAGAUACCCAUCUUUGUCUCGCCUGCGACUUAAGUUUUCAUUUCAUGUUUUACAAUGCAUUAAUGUUGAUACAUAACAUAUCUGUGGUGUUUACAGAUGGUGGGCUGUUCAAAUCGCCCUCAGUUCAAGGUCUGUCGCCUAUCUGUCCGUCCCUCCAUAAAUAAUCCUUGUUAUCGCUAUUUCUUGACAGCAAGGAUCUUUCUCAACUUUUAUAAGUAGCUUCCCCUUUGUUGCUAGUUGUGCACGAUGAAUUUUGAGACUGAUUGGAAAACAAAAUGACUGACAAGCGGCCAUUUUGA